AUGUAUCAACCAUUCGCAAUGAGUUCUGAAAGCAGCUUAUCAAAAAGCAGUGUCGACCACGCUCUGUCUGAAGAGCCGCUGGUCGUGUAUGGCCGGAGUCAAUCAGAGAAAAAGAUGUCUGUAUUCAAUUUCAACUUCACCUCUUUGGUUGACGAUCACGUGAUGAAACAAAGGCGACCGACCAGGGGCUACAAUGCUGUGCAGGAACCUCUGCUGGAGAUAAUGGAUAGGAAGUCCGCCAAGCGAUUAGUGUACAAGCCGAGGAAAGCUGGAGAUGCACCAUCCGAAACGACGUUAGCGUCCACUAUUGUGACACUUAACGCGCAAAAGCCGACGGGAGCUGGGGGUCAAUGUACUAGACACUGGAUACCGCAACACUCUGUACAGUUACCAGAGCAGGCGAAAAUCGAUGCAGUCCUGAAGGGAAAAGACGAAACUCAGGUUACUGAUCAUAAGUUUUUCUUCGAACCCUUGCAACUUCUAAGGAAGGAUAAAGACAUGGUGAAGAUCCAAGACGACGCCUCAAACAAAGACACACAGACAGCCCCAGUAAUUACCACGCCAGGGAACAGACAGAUGGUGACACUACACACUGUAUGUGCACCCAAAACGGGCGCCAUCAAACUGACGGGGCUGGCCUACGAGCUGGACUAUCCCGUCGUUUACGAUGACAGAAAAAAAGGACCGGCUCCACAAAAACUGUUUGGCUUCACAAAGUACAGCCUUGUCCCCCAAGCCUGCCCGAAUGAUUCAGAAGUCCUUCAGAACUCAGAGAAAGACGCAGGAUCGUCUCGAAACGUUGAUUGGUCCAACCCACGUAGAACAAUUUUGGACCGUUCCCAGAGAGUUGUUAAACAAACGAGCGGCCGGGAAG
Molecule: messenger RNA, 874 nt
Organism: Candidula unifasciata
Lineage: Eukaryota; Metazoa; Mollusca; Gastropoda; Stylommatophora; Geomitridae
Source: the annotation of a GenBank genome assembly